AUGGCCCGCCGCACACGCAACAGCCAAGCAACCACCGCCAGCGAGGCUGUCCCUCAGGACAGCUCAUCGGCGCCGGCCAAGUCGACACGCAGCAAGAACACGACUAAUGCUGUCGCCGCUGCGGCCAAGUCCCCCGCCGUAGCCUCGCACAAGCGCGCUCUCUCUGGUCCCAACGAGGAUGUCCAGCCAGCCAAGAAGAAGCAGGCCCCUCCCCCUGAGGACAGCGACGACGAGGAUGAGUUCGUCCCCGGCCCGCCCCCGAUCCAGCGUCCCAAGCGCAUCACCGCCGACAGCACCGACGAGGAACAGGACGAGCCCAUGCCCGACGCCAAGGAUGAAGAGGAUGAAGAAGUCCCCGUCGAAGAAGACGAGUUCGACGAGGUCCCGAAGCCGGGUCGCUCCAAGAACGCCGCUAAGCUCCAGAAGCUCCUGGACGACGCCCUCGCAAGGAAAGUCGGCACGUCUCCGGUGCUCAGGCCUGGCGGCAAGGAAGCUCUUAAGCGCGUUCCUCCCAAGCGCGUUGCCGGGCCGGUGACCAAACUCGACGCCAAGAUUGCCCUGUCCAAGCAGUUUGAGUCCUCCGAGGAAGACGAUGUGGAUGAGGAUGAGGCCGAGAGCGUCACGCAGGCGCCUGCUCCCGCUGUGCAAGAUCAGUCAGCGUCAGCGGCGUUGGCGUCCAAGGGCAAGGCGCGCGAGGUCGUCCAGCCCGAGUCGUCCGAUGACGAUAUCGUGCAGGACAGCGAGGAAGACGAGGAGGAGGAUAUUCCCCCGCCUGUAAAGAAGCCUAAGCGCGUGCUUCCUGCGUCGUGGACCGCCAACGCGAACAAGUCGUCGUCGAGCUCGAUGGCGAGCUCCAAGGCCUCCACCCCGCUCAAGGCCGCCGCCAAGGGCACCGGUCAACAGAUCUCUGUCAAGAAGACCCCGGUAUCCGCCAAGAAGGCUGUCGAGUCUAAGAUCAAGACGUCGGCGAUCAAGGCGCCCAAGUUCAAGAAGCCCGUUUACAUCGAGAUCGCCGAUUCCGACGAGGUUGAUUCUACGCCUGACGGAUUAGAGGCCGAGUCGGAUGACGACGAACCCCAAGUCCUUGAUGAAGAGGACGUCGCCGCGCUCACGUCGCAGAAGCAGCAACAGUACCAGAUCCUCUGCAACCACGAGGAGGGUUAUCCUGCGGAUAGGCGCAUCGUCUACAGCCCGUCUACGCUCAAGGUCGACAAACUCAGCAAUCAGACGUCCUCGGUCAUCAAGGACAUGCUCAGCGACUCAUCCGGUGAUGCGCUCAUCCGCUCUACGGUCUUGGCCAAGGACACCGCCUUCCCCGGUCACAAGGCCGGUGUCGACACUUACCUGGAGAAGAUCGCCAAGCCCGCCGUAUUGUACACCAUCAAGCAGGGCGGGGACAGGAUGAAGCCCGCCGGUGAGCGCUUCCAUACUGAUGCCGGCUUCGAGCACGGCGUUCUCAACUACGUCGGACGGCGCCGUUGCGCCAGUCGCAACACGUGCGCCACUCUCGCGCGCAAGAUCGUACCUAGGAGGUACACUUUCAUCCAACAAUACGUCUUGUCCAACGAUGAGAAUGACAAGGAACGACUCCGCAAUGCCAUUCUGGCGCUUCUGAAGGAUAGCGCUUUCGUCUACCCUGGCGAGCUUGCCCGCGUGGCACCCAACAACCCGGACGACACGCGUAUGAAGUACACCGUCACAGCUGGGAACGAGCGCAACCCCUACCUGGCCGACAUCAUCAUCGAGUACUUGGCAAAGUUGUGCUUUGGCCGUGACAGCUCGGGCACCGAACUCGACGCAUCUGACUUCCCUGAUGCGUCGUUCAUCCUGGAGGGUGACGAGGGUGAGGAACGCAAAGAAGUUCCUCGUACGAUGGCCGCCUUUGCGGCCACCAUGGCGAGUACCCCACCCCUCAAGGAUUACGUCCUUGGGAUCGAGCAGAAGGUCAACCUGAAGAGCGACACGCUGCGCGAGAUCUUCGAUGUCCACGCGGCUUCGUUGACCGAAACAGCGCCCGACGCCAAGAACGCUCUCUCGCUCACGCUGCAGGAGUUGUAUGACUCCGCCGAGGCUUGGCGCCCGCCUACCGUACAAAAGAAGAAGGUCAAGAAGAACAAGAUCACCAACACCACCACCGGCACCACGCAGGUUGUGAGGGCGCGCCGCGCCGCUCGCGCGGCUGCGAAGGCCAACAACUAG
Messenger RNA from Peniophora sp. CBMAI 1063, 2199 nucleotides. The record is from the annotation of a GenBank genome assembly. NCBI's taxonomy places the organism in Eukaryota, Fungi, Basidiomycota, Agaricomycetes, Russulales, Peniophoraceae.